CCAAGUACAGGUCUGAAAAUGAAAUAUGUGAUCAGGAUUUUAUCGAGGAUGAUAAAUGGUAUCGUUUCGACAGUAUAACUGGAACAACAAUGCCAACUAAAGAUCCGGGACUCCGCUCUUGUGGCACAUAUGGAGCGCUCUGGUUCAGGGGAAUACACCCGACAACUGAUAACGUGAUUGUCGACGCUACUGCUUGUGCACGCUGGCCGUUUACUCUGCCUACUGAAUGUGGUAUAUCAUACAAAAUAAAAGUAAUAAAAUGUGGACCAUUUUAUUUGUAUCGAUUGAAAAAGCCUCGUCGAUGUAAUGUGGCGUAUUGUGCAGGUACUAAAGAUCUUCCUGCAAAUUGUAGAAUAACAACAAAUGGGACAAUUUGUUCAGAUGUUAACGAAUGUCUUUCAAAUCCCUGCAGCCAAAGUGCUACAUGCAUUGAUAACGAAGGGUCAUACGAGUGUCGCUGUAACAAUGGAUAUUCUGGAAAUGGGUUCUCCUGUAUAAACAUCAAUGAAUGCUUGUCCAGCCCUUGUAACAUCAGCGCCAUCUGCAUUGACACUAAAGGAGCUUUUGAAUGUAGAUGUCGUCAAGGUUUCUCUGGCAAUGGAUUUUCUUGUACAAAUAUCAACGAAUGUCUUUCGAAUCCUUGCAACAAAAGUGCUAACUGCACUGACAAUAAAGGAUCAUAUGAAUGUCGCUGUAAAGAAGGAUAUUCUGGAAAUGGAUUCUUUUGUACAAAUAUAGACGAGUGUUUGUCUGAUCCUUGUAACAUUAGUGCUAACUGUACUGACACUGAAGGAUCUUUUAAAUGUCAAUGUAAUGAAGGUUUUUCAGGCAAUGGAUUCUCUUGUACAAAUAUGAAUGAGUGCUUGCAUAACCCCUGUGACGUCAAUGCUAAUUGUACUGAUACUGAAGGAUCGUUUAAAUGUCAAUGUAGUGAAGGUUAUUCUGGAAAUGGAUUCUUUUGUACAAAUAUCAACGAAUGUCUUUCGAAUCCUUGCAACAAAAGUGCUAACUGCACUGACAAUAAAGGAUCAUAUGAAUGUCGCUGUAAAGAAGGAUAUUCUGGAAAUGGAUUCUUUUGUACAAAUGUAGACGAGUGUUUGUCUGAUCCUUGUAACAUUAGUGCUAACUGUACUGACACUGAAGGAUCUUUUAAAUGUCAAUGUAAUGAAGGUUUUUCAGGCAAUGGAUUCUCUUGUACAAAUAUGAAUGAGUGCUUGCAUAACCCCUGUGACGUCAAUGCUAAUUGUACUGAUACUGAAGGAUCGUUUGAUUGUCAAUGUAGUGAAGGUUAUUCUGGAAAUGGAUUCUUUUGUACAAAUAUCAACGAAUGUCUUUCGAAUCCUUGCAACAAAAGUGCUAACUGCACUGACAAUAAAGGAUCAUAUGAAUGUCGCUGUAAAGAAGGAUAUUCUGGAAAUGGAUUCUUUUGUACAAAUGUAGACGAGUGUUUGUCUGAUCCUUGUAACAUUAGUGCUAACUGUACUGACACUGAAGGAUCUUUUAAAUGUCAAUGUAAUGAAGGUUUUUCAGGCAAUGGAUUCUCUUGUACAAAUAUGAAUGAGUGCUUGCAUAACCCCUGUGACGUCAAAGCUAAUUGUACUGAUACUGAAGGAUCGUUUAAAUGUCAAUGUAGUGAAGGUUAUUCUGGAAAUGGAUUCUUUUGUACAAAUAUCAACGGAUGUCUUUCGAAUCCUUGCAACAAAAGUGCUAACUGCACUGACAAUAAAGGAUCAUAUGAAUGUCGCUGUAAAGAAGGAUAUUCUGGAAAUGGAUUCUUUUGUACAAAUGUAGACGAGUGUUUGUCUGAUCCUUGUAACAUUAGUGCUAACUGUACUGACACUGAAGGAUCUUUUAAAUGUCAAUGUAAUGAAGGUUUUUCAGGCAAUGGAUUCUCUUGUACAAAUAUGAAUGAGUGCUUGCAUAACCCCUGUGACGUCAAUGCUAAUUGUACUGAUACUGAAGGAUCGUUUGAUUGUCAAUGUAGUGAAGGUUAUUCUGGAAAUGGAUUCUUUUGUACAAAUAUCAACGAAUGUCUUUCGAAUCCCUGCAACAAAAGUGCUAACUGCACUGACAAUAAAGGAUCAUAUGAAUGUCGCUGUAAAGAAGGAUAUUCUGGAAAUGGAUUCUUUUGUACAAAUGUAGACGAGUGUUUGUCUGAUCCUUGUAACAUUAGUGCUAACUGUACUGACACUGAAGGAUCUUUUAAAUGUCAAUGUAAUGAAGGUUUUUCAGGCAAUGGAUUCUCUUGUACAAAUAUGAAUGAGUGCUUGCAUAACCCUUGUGACGUCAAAGCUAAUUGUACUGAUACUGAAGGAUCGUUUCAAUGUCAAUGUAGUGAAGGUUAUUCUGGAAAUGGAUUCUUUUGUACAAAUAUCAACGGAUGUCUUUCGAAUCCUUGCAACAAAAGUGCUAACUGCACUGACAAUAAAGGAUCAUAUGAAUGUCGCUGUAAAGAAGGAUAUUCUGGAAAUGGAUUCUUUUGUACAGAUGUAGACGAGUGUUUGUCUGAUCCUUGUAACAUUAGUGCUAACUGUACUGACACUGAAGGAUCUUUUAAAUGUCAAUGUAAUGAAGGUUUUUCAGGCAAUGGUUUCUCUUGUACAAAUAUGAAUGAAUGCUUGCAUAACCCCUGUGACGUCAAUGCUAAUUGUACUGAUACUGAAGGAUCGUUUAAAUGUCAAUGUAGUGAAGGUUAUUCUGGAAAUGGAUUCUUUUGUACAAAUAUCAACGGAUGUCUUACGAAUCCUUGCAACAAAAGUGCUAACUGCACUGACAAUAAAGGAUCAUAUGAAUGUCGCUGUAAUGAAGGAUAUUCUGGAAAUGGAUUCUUUUGUACAAAUGUAGACGAGUGUUUGUCUGAUCCUUGUAACAUUAGUGCUAACUGUACUGACACUGAAGGAUCUUUUAAAUGUCAAUGUAAUGAAGGUUUUUCAGGCAAUGGAUUCUCUUGUACAAAUAUGAAUGAAUGCUUGCAUAACCCCUGUGACGUCAAUGCUAAUUGUACUGAUACUGAAGGAUCGUUUAAAUGUCAAUGUAGUGAAGGUUAUUCUGGAAAUGGAUUCUUUUGUACAAAUAUCAACGGAUGUCUUACGAAUCCUUGCAACAAAAGUGCUAACUGCACUGACAAUAAAGGAUCAUAUGAAUGUCGCUGUAAUGAAGGAUAUUCUGGAAAUGGAUUCUUUUGUACAAAUGUAGACGAGUGUUUGUCUGAUCCUUGUAACAUUAGUGCUAACUGUACUGACACUGAAGGAUCUUUUAAAUGUCAAUGUAAUGAAGGUUUUUCAGGCAAUGGAUUCUUUUGUACAAAUAUGAAUGAAUGCUUGCAUAACCCCUGUGACGUCAAUGCUAAUUGUACUGAUACUGAAGGAUCGUUUCAAUGUCAAUGUAGUGAAGGUUAUUCUGGAAAUGGAUUCUUUUGUACAAAUAUCAACGGAUGUCUUACCAAUCCUUGCAACAAAAGUGCUAACUGCACUGACAAUAAAGGAUCAUAUGAAUGUCGCUGUAAAGAAGGAUAUUCUGGAAAUGGAUUCUUUUGUACAAAUGUAGACGAGUGUUUGUCUGAUCCUUGUAACAUUAGUGCUAACUGUACUGACACUGAAGGAUCUUUUAAAUGUCAAUGUAAUGAAGGUUAUACUGGCAAUGGACAUUUUUGUACAAAUAUUAACGAAUGCCUUUCUGAUCCUUGUAAAAUCUAUGGAAAAUGUACUGAUAGUGAGGGAUCGUAUGAAUGUCACUGUAGAGAAAGAUGCUCCGAUGAUGACAGUUUUUCCGUUAUAAUGGGCAUAAAAUAUACUGGAUUUGCUGGAGGUUUACUACAAAUUACGUGCCGUUUUAAUGGUCCAUCUACACCAAGUUUUGUAUGGAAAAAUGGUAGCCAAUUGCUCUCUUUUUCGGAAAGAAUAAAAAUUGAAACCAAUGGCAAAAUCUCAAAUCUUUUUGUUCGCAAAACGCUAAAAACUGAUUCCGGUUUUUACCAUUGCAUCGCAAGGAAAGCUGAAUACAUCAUUUAUAGCAAUGUCUCUAUUAAAGUAAAAGUCGCUCCAGUUGUGUCUGUUUUUCCACACUCAAUAUCUACUAAAGAAGAUGACGUAGUGUUACUCACUUGUCAUGUGCUUGAAGGCGAUGAGAAAAAUAUAGAAAUUUUAUGGUUCAACAAGUCAUUUCCAAAAGCUCACAUGGAUCGAGGAAGGCAACUUAAUCUUACAAACCUCGUCAAGCUAACAGAUCGUAAAAGUUUUUCAGAAGAGUAUUGGUGCACUGCUAAAAACUCAGAUGGUAAAAAUCGAAGUCAGAACGUAAAAGUUGUCUUAGUGUCAAAAGGUUUCACUGACUUCUGCUCAAAUGAAUCAUCUGGUAGUUAUGUUUGGAAGAAAACUCCAGUUGGAUCAACUGUCGUUAUUGACUGCGGCCAAAAUCAGAUAGGAAUAGCUUCCAGGUCUUGCUCACUCGUCGCCGGAAACCCAAAAUGGCGUCCUGUUGAUAUUUCGAAAUGUAGAUCAGAAGUAGUCGUAGAUCUCGUGGAUCAGGUAUCAAGGCUUGAUGAAGGUUUCGCAAGUAACGUCAGUGAAAUUAUAAAAAAAACAGAAACUGUUACAGAUGUUGGUAAAUUAUUGCAAAAGGACGUCGAGGAUCUCGUGUCGAUUUUAAAAAUAACACAAAAUAAGACAGCGACUCAAAGUGAUCGCGAGAACUUCAUUCGAUCUUCCAGCAAUAUUGUUGGCCGUGGACAAAGAAAUGUGUGGAAAAACAUACCGGAAAGAAACACUUUAGCAAGACAAAUUAUCAGCGGCGCCGAUCUUAAUGCUAAAAAAUUUGUCGCCGAAAGUAAAAAAAUUGGUAAAGUGGUUUCAUUCAAGACUACUAACAUUCAGGUAAUUGGUAUAAAACUCCCUGAAAAACCAAAAAAUCGAUCCAAAGAAAUUAAACUGGUAGACACAGGCGGUCAGGGCGUUCGAUUUCACACAAGUCUUGCGAACGGUCUACAACAAGCCACUGUUGUAAAGUACUCGUCAAUUAAGGAUAUUUUAUCUUCUGAAGAACUGAAAAAAUCUGUAGAUAAAACUAUAAAGUCAAGUGGAAAUUUAACCAUCCAGAGUACGAUCUUGUCUUUCACCACCACACCAAAACUUUAUGUUACCCAAGCUAUUCAAAUUAUCUUGAAAAAUAAUCAGAGUGGUUUUGAUGACCCUAAAAGAGAAUGUGUGUUUAUUGAGCCGGAUGUCAAUGGUAGCAAAUGGAGUGGUGAAGGAUGUAUGCUAAAUGAAACAGAAUCCUCAGAAGACAGCGUCAUAUGUGAUUGUGAUCACAAUACAGCUUUUGCUAUAAUGAUGGAUACAGCUGGUGUUAAGCUAACUGAAACUGAACGAGAAAUCUUGGAAUAUAUAUCAAAUAUUGGAUGCUCUAUAUCGCUUUUUGGUGUAGUUUUAACAUUGCUAACACACGUGUUGUUUUGGAAACAUGUAAAAUCGCCAAAAUCAAAAGUUUUGCUGUGUCUUUGUAUUGCUAUUGGUUUUACCGACGUUUUUGCUAUAUUGGAAGGUGUUUCAAGAUAUAACCCGGAAUUUUGCUCAGCUGUUGCUGCUCUUUUGCAUUUCUUCCUCCUGUCUGUCUUUGGCUGGAUGUUGUGUGAGGGGAUUCUUCUAUACAUAAUGCUUAUACGAAUUUUUGAUGGCGUUCGUGGAAAACAUUGGAAAAUCUUCAAUCUUAUUGGCUGGGGUGUUCCAUUGAUUAUAGUUUCCAUAUCACUUGGCGCUACUCGAGGCAAAGGAUACGGUUCAGAUAAUUCUUGUUGGUUGAGUGUUGAGAGUAAACUAAUCUUAGCAUUUAUUGUUCCUGCAUCCCUAGUCAUUACGGCGAAUACAGUAGUGCUUUUCAUGGUAAUCUAUAAAGUGUUAAACAGUCACAAAGUAAGACAACAAGAGAAUCUACAGAAAGUAAAGACGGGUUUAAAAGCUACCAUCGUAGUUCUACCUCUUCUUGGUUUAACGUGGUUGUUCGGUUUGAUGACAUUCAAUCGAGAGACAAUAGUCUUCCGCUAUCUUUUUGCCAUCUUCAAUUCCGCUCAAGGAAUAUUUAUAUUCCUUUUUCAUUGUGUCCUAAAUAAACAGAUGCGAGAUGUUGUUCGACAAAAUACUCAAAGCACUUUCUUUUCAAGCCUUGGAAUGAAAAAAUCAUCCCACUCGCAAAAUGUUUCUUCUAGUUCUGCAAGAUCCAUGAGUUUGAAUGCAAGGCAUGAAAAGACAAAAAGUACAGAAAGAUCACAUUUGGAGGAAAGCUCAGUACAUUCCAAUGAGAUAACCCAUCUUUUGCACGACAACACCGAUGCAUUUCAAUCGUCUACACAAAGUGGAAUUCCUAAAAAUAACGAUCAUGGGAUGUUAAAGCUCGAUGGGAAAAUAGUAACAAAUGACGAAUCACCAAAUUUAUUAUGUUUGGAAAAUAUUGAUGAGAAAGCUUCUUCAGUAGUGUAACAACAUAUCAAACAUACAGUACUCUGAUCAACUAAAGAUAAACUUGCCUAAUUGCCACUAAUUUCACAUAAUAUUGACUAAGUUUAAUAAAAAAAAUUAAAGCUACUUAUGUAGUUUCAAUGCAUGCAGUUUUAACUACAACGAUAAUUUUCUUUUAAGCAUCAAUAAAAAUAAGUAUAGCUACGUAUAUUCAUAUCUAAUUGUAAUUAUAUCUUGUUUAAAGAAUGAAAUUUAAAUCUAGAGACAUUAGCUGUUGAAUUGUUUGUGCAAUAAAACCAUAAGAAGAAUGAAUAAAGAAUGAAAAGUCGACUACCUUUAGUUGUCAACUUUGAAAA
Molecule: messenger RNA, 6805 nt
Organism: Xenia sp. Carnegie-2017
Lineage: Eukaryota; Metazoa; Cnidaria; Anthozoa; Malacalcyonacea; Xeniidae
Product: neurogenic locus notch homolog protein 1-like
Exons: 45
Coding region: 90-6470 (2126 amino acids)
Biological process (GO): cell surface receptor signaling pathway; G protein-coupled receptor signaling pathway
Cellular component (GO): membrane
Molecular function (GO): G protein-coupled receptor activity; calcium ion binding
Source: RefSeq, a predicted model, not a curated record